UAUAUACACAUAACGACGUUGCGAACUCAGGUGCCAAAGUUCCCUGCAAUCAGGACCAUGGAUAGCUCCAAUCUGUGGACGCGAAUUGUUGUGUGCGCCGUACUUCUUUUAUUGGUGACCGGUGCCAGAGCGAACGAACCAGAUCCGGAGAUCGAGGUGGAAGUGGACACAAGAGCCAUCAGAGACUUCUACCCCAAAGACCCGAAUCUAACAAGUGAAAAACAGCUUCUCGGGGCUCUGCAAGAAGUUCUGGAAAAGCUGCAGACGAAACGAAUUCCACCUUGGGAGAAGAAAUUUGGUCAAGUUCCCAUGUGUGAUUUGGGGGAGCAGUGCGCAAUCAGAAAAGGAUCUCGAAUCGGCAAGAUGUGCGACUGUCCGCGCGGGGCAUUCUGCAACUUUUUCUUGUUAAAAUGCUUGUGAUGGAAAUAUAAUCUACAUUUUUGUUUGGAUUGAGAUGAUAUGGAGGGAAUGGAUAUGCAUUAUAUAAAACAAUAUUGCAAUUUUAUUUAUAUUACAUUUUUUUAUGUCCGGGAAUACAACGAAGAGAACACUUGGGCUAUGUGAUGUAAAUGUGACAUUAUACAAUUUCUUGUUAAUCUGCUGUUUUGUGUA
Xyrauchen texanus (razorback sucker) is the source of this 612-nucleotide messenger RNA. It is a transcript of the gene cart2, whose product is annotated as cocaine- and amphetamine-regulated transcript 2. The record is from RefSeq and is a predicted model, not a curated record. Bases 58 to 420 code for a protein of 120 amino acids. Lineage: Eukaryota; Metazoa; Chordata; Actinopteri; Cypriniformes; Catostomidae. Gene Ontology annotation, biological process: G protein-coupled receptor signaling pathway; positive regulation of MAPK cascade; cellular response to starvation. The transcript is spliced from 3 exons. Gene Ontology annotation, molecular function: neuropeptide hormone activity.